Oppiella nova is the source of this 660-nucleotide messenger RNA. The record is from the annotation of a GenBank genome assembly. Lineage: Eukaryota; Metazoa; Arthropoda; Arachnida; Sarcoptiformes; Oppiidae.
AUGCAAGACUCGCGCAAAUCAUUAGCCAUCGGAUCUCCGAGUGUUCCGUUGCUGCAGACCGUAAGGCCCGCCACCGACUUCACCAUCGAAGCCAUUAUGGGUCGCCAUAAUGCAGACAAUGACCGCCCUUCCCCUCAAUUGGGCACCACUGCCGACUGCAUUCGCGCCGGUGGUUCGCCACACAAUUCAGCCAAAGCCCUACAAAUGUCAGCAUACCUGAGCGCGUCGGCCUCCAGUCCCACCUCAUCGCCCAUUAAAUCGGAAUUCCUAACCAACUAUAAACGGUUGGACUCUCAGUCGCCGCCGUUAUCGCCCGGUUCCGAGUCGGCCGACCUGUCGCUCAACCAUCACAUCCGACCGCCGAGUUCUUCGUCAUCCAUCGAUCGCGAGAGUCGAUGUUCUGCGGCCACCACCACACCCGGGGACAGACCCCUAUCUGAGUCACCCUCGGGUCGGUCGCCAUCACCGGCGUCGUCGGCGCCCCCAUCGCAAGCCUCCAUCAAGAGAAACGGUCGCUCGGGUGGCACCAAAUCGGAGCCCAACCCCUGUUCAGAGCUGUUGAAACCCAAGUGCAACUGUCCUGAGCUGGAAAGGGUUGACUGUCGGCUCGAGAAUAAGGAACUCUGGGACCGGUUCCACGAGUUGGGCACCGAAAUGAUU